This is a messenger RNA of Nezara viridula (southern green stink bug), 1326 nucleotides long. The record is from the annotation of a GenBank genome assembly. NCBI's taxonomy places the organism in Eukaryota, Metazoa, Arthropoda, Insecta, Hemiptera, Pentatomidae.
AUGGCUUAUGACAACUUCAAUGAAUGUUCUCCAGACCUUCCUGACACUGCACCUACUGAAGAAAAUGUCGAGACGUCUAGUGAAGAACCUUAUUGGGGAAAGUUAAUUCAGAUUACUGAUCAGGGUCAAAAUAUGAGAGUUCUGACUGCUGAAUGCUAUAGAAUUGGGCGAGCACCAAGUUGUGAACUGCCUGUUACUGAAAAUGAUGUAGGUACAGAACUAUGUACAAAAAUUAGUAAAAUACAUUGCAGACUUUAUCGGGAUACAUUUGAAGAUCAACAUCUUGUUUUUCUAGAAGAUCUUAGUUUAAAUGGAACUUAUGUGAACAAUAAAAAAGUUGGAAAAAAUGAGAGGAUUUUGUUGCAUCAUACAGCUGAAAUAUCUUUAGCAGCUCCAAGUUUUAAAAUGUAUCUGUACAUUGAUAACAACAAUAACAACCAAAAUGAUUGGUUACACGAAAGCUUGGAAUCAAAAUUCUGCAUUUUGAAGCAUUUAGGCAGUGGAGCAUUUGGAGAUGUUAGGCUUGUUCUUGAUCAGCAAACAUAUAGAAGAUAUGCUAUGAAGAAAAUUUCAAAGCAUGAUGUGCCCGAGUGUAAAAUUUAUAAUGAAGUGUAUAUUCUUAAAAGAUUAAAUCAUCCCUUUAUAGUUAAUGUCGAAAAUGUAUUUGAUAGUCCUGAAGCAGUAUUUAUAACACUAGAAUACAUGCCUGGUGGUAACUUAUUAUCGAGAAUUAAAAAUUUAAGAAAAAUACCUGAACCUGAAUGUAAACUUAUAUUUUAUCAGCUUAUUUUAGGAAUUCAGUAUUUACAUGAAGAAGGUAUUACCCACAGAGAUCUAAAGCCUGAAAAUGUUCUAGUGAAUACUCAAGGAACUGGUGACUACAUUAUUGUAAAAAUAACUGAUUUUGGUUUAUCUAAAGUAAUCGAUUCUAAAACUGAAUUGAAAAGUAUUUGUGGAACUAUGAAAUACAUGGCACCAGAAAUAUUAGCACGUUACGCUCCGACCUAUACCAAUAAAGUAGACAUAUGGAGUUUUGGUAUAAUGCUUUUUUAUUGCUUAAGUGGAGAACAUCCAUUUGUUGGUGAUAAAAAUACGCUGACAAUUAAAAUAGUAGUUGGAAAAUAUGAAAUGACUCCUUCUGGUUGGCAUUUAAUUUCUAAACACGCAAAGAAUUUAGUUCGGAAAAUAUUAGUAAUCGAUCCUCUGAAAAGAUUAUGCAUUUCUUCUAUACUUAACCAUCCUUGGCUAAAGGAUGAAAGGCUUAUCCAGCGAAUAGAUGAUACCAUUGCAAUUAUAAAUAAUGCAAACAGAAAUAGUGUGAACUGA